Alosa alosa (allis shad) is the source of this 2936-nucleotide messenger RNA. Its product is annotated as monocarboxylate transporter 7. Gene Ontology annotation, biological process: transmembrane transport; monocarboxylic acid transport. The record is from RefSeq and is a predicted model, not a curated record. Gene Ontology annotation, molecular function: monocarboxylic acid transmembrane transporter activity. Bases 249 to 1805 code for a protein of 518 amino acids. Lineage: Eukaryota; Metazoa; Chordata; Actinopteri; Clupeiformes; Clupeidae. The transcript is spliced from 7 exons.
GAUUCCACUUUCAGCCAAAGGGGAGCUGCCCAUAUGACCUUUUAAACAGCUUUUGCUGCAACCCAACCCUCAACUUCCAACCCGCUAAACCCUCCCAUCAAACGUAGACUACAACACCAUUCAUUCCAUUCCAUUCUCAUUGAUCUCCCAGGCGUAGCAUAUAUGAACUCCGUACAGACAAAUAACUGAGGGAGACAAGGACACAUUGCCUUUUUAUAUGAAGACAAAGAAGAGCCUUGUCUUUGGAAAUGACGAAAUGGUGGUCCUGCACCAAGAGGUGCCUAGGACCCAAUGUUUACACUGAUGUUCCAGAUGGUGGCUGGGGCUGGGUGGUGGCAGUGGCCUUUUUUGUGGUCGAGGCGUUCACCUAUGGCAUCAUAAAGACCUUCGGGAUCUUCUUGAAUGAUCUUAUGGUUGAAUUUGAAGAGAGCAACAGCCGAAUAUCAUGGAUUCUCUCCAUCUGUGUGUUUGUCAUGACAUUCACAGCCCCACUGUCAUCUUUGCUGAGCAACCGUUUUGGCUUCCAGCCUGUUGUGAUGGUCGGAGGCUUCCUCAUCUCUUUAGGAAUGAUCACAACAGCUUUUACCACUUCUGUAAAUCAGAUGUACAUCACUACUGGGAUUAUAGCAGGACUGGGCUACUGCCUCACCUUCCUCCCCACCGUCACCAUCCUCUCCCAGUACUUCUGUAAGCGCCGCUCCAUUGUGACCUCGAUGGCUUCCACUGGGGAGUCAAUUGCCAUAUUUGCUUUUGCUCCAGCAUUUACAGCACUCAAAGCCAAAAUUGGUUGGAGGUACACAAUGGUAGUGAUUGGACUUCUUCAAGGUUCAAUCGUCAUAUGUGGGACCCUUCUCCGGCCCAUAGUGAUCAAGCCCUCACCUUCAGAUGAAAGCAGUAAGGAAAAGUUGUCCACACAGCAAGAGGCCAAACAGCCUAUAAACGGAGAACAACUCCAUGGGUCUGCUGGCUCAGGGGAUUCUGGUGUUCAGUCACUAGAAGACACUGAGGUGGGAGUCCAGGUCACAGAGAAGGAAGAGCAAAAGGCCCUUUCCCCGAAACCCAACGAGAAGCCAGCGAGACACAAGCUCCUGGAUCUUUCUGUACUGAAGGACGGAAGCUUCCUGUGCUACUCCGCGUUUGGCCUCUUCGCCACGCUCGGCUUCUUCGCACCGCAGCUCUACGUGGUGGAGCUGAGCGCUAGCCGGGGCGUGGACCGGGACAAGGCGGCGUACUCGCUCUCCGUCAUGGCCGUGGCCGAGAUCUUCGGGCGCCUCUCCAUCGGCUGGAUCAUGAGCUGGCGGCGCCUGCGGAAGAUCUACGUGCUGCUGGUGUGCGUGCUGCUCCUGUGCCUCGUGCUGGUGAUCUUCACGCUGGUGGGCGGCUUCUGGGGCGUGGCCGUGUGCUGCGUGUUCUACGGCUUUCUGCUGGGCAACGUGGCCUCCACCCACAUCCCCAUGCUCGCCGAAGAUGACGUGGUGGGCAUCCAGAGGAUGGCAUCGGCCGCCGGCGUCUACGUCUGCAUUCAGAGUUUUGCAGGCCUCGCCGGGCCACCUUUGGGAGGUGUUUUGGUGGACAUUACGGACAAUUAUGGCGCUGCGUUUUACUCCUGUGCUGGGGGUAUGGCACUAGGAGCCAUAUUUCUGGGAAUGGUACGACCAGCUAAGAUGGGCAAGCUCUGCUGGAAGAAAACCACUCAAGAGUCACAGAAGAGUCCAGCGGAGAGAGGUACCUCAGUAAAAGACAGCUCACCAGAAGACUUUGUUGAAGAGGACAUUUGCCCGGUCACCAAUCCAAAUGACCACUGAUCAGACAGUGCUUUGGACAUCAUCAGGAAAGACUGCUGACUUAUGAUAGUGAGUCCAGAAGACAUGCAUUGAUACCUUCCACGAGGGUAAGCCACAGAAGUUAAUUGCUGAAAAAAGAUGGUGUUCACAGAGUGCUGUAUCAAAGCAUAUUGAUGGAAAGUUGACUGGAAGGGAAACGUAUGGUAGGAAAAGGUGUGCAAGCAACAAGGAUGACCGCAGCCUUGAGGGAAUUGUCAAGCAAAGCCAAUUCAAGAACUUGGGUGAGAACAAGGAGUGGACUGAGGCUGGUGUCUGCAUCUAUAGCCACCACGCACAGGUGUCCAGGAAAUGGGCUACAAGUGACACAUUCUUAGUGUCAAGCGACUCCUGAAGAGCCUAGAGUGUCUUACCUGGGCUAAACAGAGACAGAACUGGACCGUUGUUCAGUGGUCCAAACUCCUCUUUUCACAUGAAAAAAAAAAUUGUAUUUCAUUUGGAUAGCAGGGUCCAAUCAAGGUCCUAAGACACAGUCAGUGAUGAUUUGGGGUGCCAUGUCAUCUGCACUGUGUUUUAUCAAGUCAAUUUUCACCAGAGUCAGUGCAGCCUUCUACCAGGAGAUUUUAGAGCACUUAAUGCUUCCAUUUGCGGACCAAGUUUAUGGAGAUGCAGAUUUCCUUUUCCAGAAGAACUCAGCACCUGCCAACAGUGCCAAAACUGCUACUAGCUGGUUUGCUUACUAUGGUAUUACUGUGAUUGACACAGUAUGAUUGACCAGACAACUUGUCUGACCUGAACCCCAUAGAGAAUCUAUGGUUUAUUGUCAGGAGCAAAAUGAGAGAUACCAGACCCAACAAUAAAGGCCACUAACAAAGCAACCUGAGCUUCCAAAACACCUCAGCAGUGCCACAGGCUGAUUGCCUCCAUACCACGCCACAUUGAUGCAGUGAUUUGUGCAAAAUCAGCCCGACCAAGUAUUGAGUGUAUUACGAACUACUUUAGAUUAGUCAGAUUAAUCAGAUUAGUUAAUUUCUUUUCAAAAUGUCAACAUUUCUGUAUUACAAUCUCUUUAUUGUAAUAUUCUGAUACUGAUUUUUGGUUUUCAUGAGUAAUAAGUCGUAAUCAUCCAACAAAAUCAAUAAAACAAAAAAUGAC